AUGUCGUUCCACCCCCGAACCCCUCAAAGUCCUUCCCAGUUUUCUCCUGGCACUUCCGACCUCACGUCGAGUAUGAACAGCUCCGUUCAGUCCACAACCACGACUCUGCCAACUCCCGCACACAGCGUAAACGGCAGCGCAUCGCAGCCCUCCGAUAUGUCACAGGACAUCGUUAUGGGCGACGACUCGCCUCACAAGCGCAAGCGCCCACUCGAAGACUUGGGUGACCGAGAGCAGAAGAAAGUCCACAUCGAGGAUAGCAAAACUGGUAUCGAGGCACUCCACUUGGAUGUCGGAGAGAAAUACCUACUUUGCCAAACUCCACACCACGAGAGAUUGCCGCGUAUCACUGAAGAUCUCUUUGAGAUGUUCAACUUAACGGGCAUUGCUGCAGAGGUCGCUCGCGAGAAGCCCAACGGUGAGAAGAAUGCUCUGCGCAAGACCUAUAAGGGUCAGAUCAAGAAACUCGGAAUCCUCGGCCGCUUCGACUCUGUCGCCCAGGACUGGGACGCACCCAGAGAAAGGGAAGGUGACGGUGGCGACAAGAAGAGAGAGACAUAUCACGGCUUCCGAGAACUGCUGGAGAUCCCCGAUGCAGAGUUUUGGGGCACACGGAAAGACCCGAUCACUAACGGUCUGUCGGGUACCGUCAAGUCCAUUUUGAACAGAGCCACAACGAUGGCCAAGGGGCCAAUUCCUGCCAAGGACUGGGACAGCUCGGUGCUUGGAGAUCUUGCCCCCGGCAGUGUUGACGCCUUGAAACAGGGUCUUGCUGGCAAGGCAACGGCGCCUGGCACGCCGUCAGCAACCACACCCAACCCUUUCGCGCGGAAGCAGCAACAGGGACCUCCGGGUGCUGUCCGUCCUCAGCGAACCACGAAGAAGCGGGGCUAUGGCGAGAACACAUACGAGGGCUAUGGCGAAGGCUUCCCCGAUGAUGGCUACUCUACGGGAGACGGCGACGACAGGGGAGGCCAGAAGCGCCGAAAGAAGGUUGGUGACAGAUCGCCCAUGCCGUAUCUGUACAUGUCUGACCUGUUACAGGAUGGCGGUAAUGGCCAAGCGUUCCCGAACGCGAUGCGUCCGCAAGGCUAUGGGGCUGUGGGCGCUUAG
Molecule: messenger RNA, 1113 nt
Organism: Colletotrichum higginsianum IMI 349063
Lineage: Eukaryota; Fungi; Ascomycota; Sordariomycetes; Glomerellales; Glomerellaceae
Product: Rox3 mediator complex subunit
Exons: 2
Coding region: 1-1113 (370 amino acids)
Biological process (GO): regulation of transcription by RNA polymerase II
Cellular component (GO): mediator complex
Molecular function (GO): transcription coregulator activity
Source: RefSeq, a predicted model, not a curated record